ACCGGCCGGCCUGACGUCCUCGGCUUCCGCGGGAGCCCGGUGGAGGCUUAGGUGCUUUACUCUCCGGUGUUGUGGCGUGUGUGGUCUUUCUCUGCGGACGCCCGGGGCGUGGUCUCGGACUUCACCAUGUACCACAACAGCAGCCAGAAGCGGCACUGGACUUUCGCCAACGAGGAGCAGCUGGCGCGGCUGCGGGCCGACGCCAACCGCAAAUUCAAAUGCAAAGCGGUGGCGAACGGGAAGGUUCUUCCAAAUGAUCCAGUCUUUCUUGAGCCUCAUGAAGAAAUGACGCUCUGCAAAUACUAUGAGAAAAGAUUACUGGAAUUCUGUUCGGUGUUUAAGCCAGCAAUGCCAAGGUCUGUUGUGGGUACAGCUUGUAUGUAUUUCAAGCGUUUUUAUCUUAAUAACUCAGUAAUGGAAUAUCACCCCCGGAUAAUAAUGCUCACUUGUGCGUUUUUAGCCUGCAAAGUAGAUGAAUUCAAUGUAUCUAGUCCACAGUUUGUUGGAAAUCUGCGGGAGAGUCCUCUUGGACAGGAGAAGGCACUUGAACAGAUUUUGGAAUAUGAACUACUUCUUAUACAGCAACUUAAUUUCCACCUUAUUGUCCACAAUCCUUAUAGGCCGUUUGAGGGCUUUCUCAUUGAUAUAAAGACUCGCUAUCCCCUGUUGGAGAAUCCAGAGAUGUUGAGGAAGACAGCUGAUGACUUUCUUAAUCGAGUUGCAUUGACAGAUGCUUACCUUUUAUACACACCUUCCCAGAUCGCCCUGACUGCUGUUCUAUCUAGUGCAUCCAGGGCAGGAAUUUCUAUGGAAAGUUACUUAUCAGAAAGUCUGAUGCUGAAAGAGAACAGAACUUGCUUGUCACAGUUACUAGAUAUAAUGAAAAGCAUGAGAAACUUGGUAAAAAAAUAUGAACCACCCAGGUCUGAAGAAGUUGCUAUUCUGAAACAGAGGUUGGAGAGAUGUCACUCUGCUGAGCUUGCACUUAAUGUGAUUACGAAGAAGAGGAAAGGCUAUGAAGAUGAUGAUUAUGUCUCAAAGAAGUCCAAACAUGAGGAGGAAGAAUGGACUGAUGAUGACCUGGUAGAUUCUCUCUAACCAUCUGAAAUUGAUUUGUCAAUGCUGACUAAAUCAACAGAAGGAUGAAGCAUAUCUGGCAUUUAGCUUUAUUUAAAAAUGAAAUGUAAAAGCAUCAAAGUACAUUAAAGUUUUCUAUUUAUGUUAUAUAAAAUUUUUUCCUUUCAGAGUAGCUUUUUGUGAAAUAAAACAUCCUCAAAGGAGCAAGAACAGCA
Molecule: messenger RNA, 1292 nt
Organism: Diceros bicornis minor
Lineage: Eukaryota; Metazoa; Chordata; Mammalia; Perissodactyla; Rhinocerotidae
Gene: CCNH
Product: cyclin H
Exons: 9
Coding region: 127-1098 (323 amino acids)
Biological process (GO): regulation of cyclin-dependent protein serine/threonine kinase activity; DNA-templated transcription; regulation of transcription by RNA polymerase II
Cellular component (GO): nucleus; transcription factor TFIIK complex
Molecular function (GO): cyclin-dependent protein serine/threonine kinase regulator activity
Source: RefSeq, a predicted model, not a curated record